This is a messenger RNA of Balaenoptera ricei (Rice's whale), 1226 nucleotides long. It is a transcript of the gene SP6, whose product is annotated as Sp6 transcription factor. Lineage: Eukaryota; Metazoa; Chordata; Mammalia; Artiodactyla; Balaenopteridae. Gene Ontology annotation, molecular function: DNA-binding transcription factor activity, RNA polymerase II-specific; RNA polymerase II cis-regulatory region sequence-specific DNA binding. The transcript has a single exon. The record is from RefSeq and is a predicted model, not a curated record. Bases 1 to 1134 code for a protein of 377 amino acids. Gene Ontology annotation, biological process: regulation of transcription by RNA polymerase II.
AUGCUAACCGCCGUCUGUGGCUCUCUGGGCAGCCAGCACUCGGACGCGCCUCCCGCCUCCCCGCCGCGCCUCGACGUGCAGCCUCUCCAAACAUACCAGGGCCACACGAGCCCCGAGGCCGGGGACUACCCCUCCUCUCUGCAACCUGGAGAGCUGCAGAGCCUCCCGCUGGGCCCAGAGGUGGACUUCUCACAGGGCUAUGACCUGCCGGGGGCCUCCUCUCGGAUAACCUGCGAGGACCUGGAAAGCGACAGUCCCUUGGCCCCGGGACCCUUUUCCAAGCUCCUGCAGCCGGACAUGUCACACCAUUACGAAUCGUGGUUCCGGCCGACACACCCAGGCACCGAGGAUGGCUCGUGGUGGGACCUUCAUCCGGGUACCAGCUGGAUGGACCUCCCCCACACUCAGGGCGCGCUGACCUCACCUGGCCACCCCGGGGCGCUUCAAGCUGGCUUGGGGGGCUACGUCGGAGACCACCAGCUUUGUGCCCAGCCGCCCCACCCACACCCGCACCCGCACCACCUCCUCCCAGCCGCCGGAGGGCAGCACCUCCUCGGGCCUCCCGACGGGGCGAAGGCCUUGGAAGCAGCCGCCCCGGAAUCCCAGGGGCUGGAUACCAGUCUGGAUGGGGCGGCCCGGCCCAAAGGCUCCCGGCGGUCAGUGCCCCGCAGCUCAGGCCAGACCGUGUGCCGCUGCCCCAACUGCCUGGAGGCGGAGCGACUGGGGGCUCCGUGCAGGCCCGAUGGGGGCAAGAAGAAGCAUUUGCACAAUUGCCACAUCCCGGGCUGUGGGAAAGCCUACGCCAAGACAUCGCACCUGAAGGCACACCUGCGCUGGCACAGCGGCGACCGCCCCUUCGUGUGCAACUGGCUCUUCUGCGGCAAGCGCUUCACGCGCUCCGACGAGCUGCAGCGCCACCUCCAAACCCACACCGGCACCAAGAAGUUCCCCUGCGCAGUCUGCAGCCGAGUCUUCAUGCGCAGCGACCACCUGGCCAAACACAUGAAAACCCACGAGGGCGCCAAAGAGGAGGCUGCCGGGGCGGCGGCGGGAGAGGGCAAGGCCGGCGGAGCGGAGCCCCCCGGGGGCAAAGGCAAGCGCGAGGCCGAGGGCAGCGCGGCUCCCUGCAACUGAGCUCCUCGUCCCGCCUCCCCGUCCCGCCUCCCCGUUGGUCUCCCCUCGGGCCAUCAGAAGAGAGCCCUCUGGCCUGAUGCCCUUGUGGGGUG